UAUUAGGAACAUUCCUAGUGCCUCGGCCAAAACCCAUUGUGAAUAUGUGGGCCCUCCUGGAGCCUUUUUCACUAAGUCUUUGGUUCGCGGUUGUAGUGAUUACUAUUCUCAUGAGCAUUGCCCUGUGGAAACAGGCGUGGAUCGACCCCAGAGUCCCUAAGAGAUUUAAGAGCUAUAUUAAUGCAAUUACGGAGUUGAUGGGGCGUCUUGUGGGUUCAUGGGCGCCAAGAAAAAUAAAAGGACUCAGAGUUCAACUCCAGUUGUGGCAUUUCGCUGGACUAUUGUUGGUCACAGCUUACUCCAGUAGUCUAGCUGCAAUAUUGACAACCCCAGAUUAUGAACCAAGGAUUGACACGGCUAAAAAUUUCAUCGAAUCUAAUCUGACCUGGGGCAGCUACGGUGCACCAAGAAACUUAAAAUUUUUUUUCGACAUGAAUGAUACGUAUGCCAAGCAAAUACCCAGAAAAUUACGGUACGAAGCCAAUGAACAGGAGAGAGGCCGCAAUAUUUUGAGUAAAAAUUAUGCCAUUUACGGCAGAAUUGGUCAUAAAAUUUUUUUCCCCGUUGCUCCUGUCAACGGCAGAGAUCUCAAUAAUUACAGAUUAAUGCGAGAACCGACUUCCAAGUUCUUUCUCUCGUUCAUCACUCAACCGUGGCUUGUCAACUCCAUUGAUACUAUGGUUUCGCGAUUGAUUGAGAGUGGCUUCGCGGAAUAUCACAUUCGCGAUAUUAUUCGUCGCCGGUUUACCACUGAUUUUCGAAGUGUUUUCAUCGAGCACGAUGUGGAAAACAAGGACAAGCCACAGCCGUUGGAGCUUAAACCACUUGGGGUAGCUUUCAUAGUACUUUUUAUAGGGUACUUUGUGGCCACUGCAGUGUUCUUAUUCGAGGUGAGAGCCAGAAAGAAUGAGAAAGCAGUUGCCAAGGGAAAGGUGAAUAUUCAACGAAGGAUAAACCAACGAGUGAGGAAGUUACAAUUGAAAUAUUUCAUUCGAAGAUGCAUUUUCCAGAGGUGAAUGUAAACAUUAUUUUUAAAAUCUCUUCAAGAUUAUUUUCAAGUGAAUUAUGUACUCAGUGAAUGAUGAAUCAAUUAAUCAUAGGGUGGCUAAACAAUAAAUCAGUUAUUCUUUUACUUCUUAA
Messenger RNA from Fopius arisanus, 1140 nucleotides. Its product is annotated as probable glutamate receptor. The record is from RefSeq and is a predicted model, not a curated record. NCBI's taxonomy places the organism in Eukaryota, Metazoa, Arthropoda, Insecta, Hymenoptera, Braconidae. The transcript is spliced from 6 exons. Gene Ontology annotation, molecular function: ligand-gated monoatomic ion channel activity. Gene Ontology annotation, cellular component: membrane. The coding region runs from base 45 to 1016 and encodes 323 amino acids.